AUGUCUAGAGACGACAGAGAAGUUGUUGACGAAUCAUCUACACUGGAGUUUGUCUCUUUACUUGGCCAAGGUGGCUUUGGCUCCGUCGCGCUCAUGAGAGAUUCCAAAUCAAGGUUACAUGCAGAGAAGUCAUCUCCCAUAUAUUACAUAAACAAUCUCGAGAAAGAGCAUAGGAUCAUGCUUAGUUUUCAUAACCAUCUACGCAUAGUCCAAACCACAAGUCCUAGUCUUCACGUAGACAUCAAUCUCCAACGUUGUUGCAUCUACAUGGAGUUUGCCUCCAAAGGCACUCUCCACAACAUGAUCUCCAGCUUUCGCAGCCAACCAAUGCCUGAGGUUCACUGUGAUCUCAAGCCAGCCAACGUUCUCAUCUUCCCUUCCAAGAGUGUAGGACAGCCGUGGGAUCUCAAGCUUGGUGAUUUUGGUUUAGCCAAGGAACCUGGUUCGGAUCCAAGGUCCUUAUCCGGUGGUACGAAGCAGUAUAUGGCUCCUGAAGCUGUUGGAACCAAUGGAGCGAUGAUGCUGAUGGGACCGGGUGUUGAUGUGUGGUCUCUAGGAUGUGUUGUUCUUGAGAUGUUUGGUGGCCGUCCAGAGAAGAUGGGAGAUAUUUACGCAUGGAGACUUCCUGAGCUUGUGUCUCCCUUGGCCAACGAUUUCUUGAGGAGGUGCAUGGAGUUGCAACCCUCACGCAGAGCCACCGCAGGGGAUCUACUGAAACAUCCUUUCGUUGCGCCGGAAAGAGUCAUGAGGAGAGCCAUUCCUCCACCACGGCCGGAUCAGAUGCUUUGCUACUGUCCUCCUGCCAUAAUGUUUCCUCCUCAUGCCACAAGAAACAAUGCUAUGAAAGGAGUGCCGAGGAUGAUGACGAUGGUUGUUAAUAGCCAUGUUUAG
This is a messenger RNA of Raphanus sativus (radish), 891 nucleotides long. RefSeq names its product mitogen-activated protein kinase kinase kinase 20-like. The transcript is spliced from 2 exons. The record is from RefSeq and is a predicted model, not a curated record. NCBI's taxonomy places the organism in Eukaryota, Viridiplantae, Streptophyta, Magnoliopsida, Brassicales, Brassicaceae. Gene Ontology annotation, biological process: protein phosphorylation. Gene Ontology annotation, molecular function: ATP binding; protein kinase activity. The coding region runs from base 1 to 891 and encodes 296 amino acids.